Molecule: messenger RNA, 1298 nt
Organism: Oryza brachyantha (malo sina)
Lineage: Eukaryota; Viridiplantae; Streptophyta; Magnoliopsida; Poales; Poaceae
Exons: 2
Coding region: 392-892 (166 amino acids)
Source: RefSeq, a predicted model, not a curated record
CCUAUUGUAAUUAUAGCAAGUGUAAUUAUAGUAGGAUGCCCUUGAUUAGUGGCAUGUACCAAGGCUGUGCGGUUGGCUUACAGCCACCCCAGCCUCAAUAUAUACCUGUGCCUUGACAUGGAAUAGAAUUAACCUUUCCACAUAUUUCCUACAUGGUAUCAAUCACGUAACGAUCCUGUUCUUCCGCACCCCACGCCGUCGCUGAUCCGAUCGCCGCGCCGCCGCAGAUUUCGUCGCCGGACGUCGCGAUCUCAUCGCCAGCACCUGCUUCCCGAGCCAAUCGCCCACACCUCGUGCUGCUCUCCUUGCCGGGUGUGGCCGCCGGUUCGCUCCCGAUCACCCGCCCCGUCGUUGACAUCGUCACCGGGCGCGGUCGCUGGUCCCGUCUGCCAUGGCGGACGACGACGACGCCACAGCUGCCCAGGCCGCCAAGGACAAGGAGGCCGCCGAUCGCCUCGCGGCCGAGGCCGCUGCCCGCCCAUCGUUCAUGCACCCUUGGGCUGGCAGCGUGCGCAUGUGGCCGUACGAUCCGUCAGGACGUCCUCCGCCGCCGCAACCUGCAUUCCACACAGCCCCGCACUAUGGUGGGUACAGUGCUCCUCCCGGUGCCUAUGGUGGCACAUACGCUGGCCCGCCACCCUCGUACAGCAUGUACCACGGGGGAGCUGCACCGCCGCUCUUCCAGGCGCCCUCGCCCUCACCAGCUUACCAGGCAGCGCCCUGGAACCCCACUCACGGCGGCUCUUGGCACCAGGACUCCCUGGCGCACUCCUUCAACACCAUGACGCUGAACCCGCCAACCUCUGAGUGGUACGCUGAUUCAGGUGCUGGUUCGCAUAUGACCUCGGACGCUGGAUUUGCAAACCAGGAACGUGAUCGCCAGGUGCAAUAGUUCUGGUGACCUCUACCCAUUCUAUGCACCUUCCACCAGUGCCUCCGCGUUCAUCGCUGCACCUACCUCCCUUUGGCAUCGCCGUCUCGGUCAUCUUGGGCGUGAUGUUUUGUCCAAACUCAUUAGGUCCAAUGUCAUUUCUUGUAAUAAAGAUGAUAUCGAUCACAUUUGUCAUGCGUGCCAGCUUGGCCGUCAUGUACGUCUACCCUUCGGUUCAUCUAGCUCUCGAGCUACUCAUAAUUUUGGUUUAAUACAUUGUGAUUUAUGGACCUCUCCACUUGUUAGUGUGUCAGGAUACAAAUAUUACCUUGUUAUUCUUGAUGACUGUUCACAUUAUCUUUGGACUUUUCCGCUUCGCCUUAAAUCCGAGACAUUUUCCACUCUCUCUAAUUUUUUUGCUCAUGUC